UCCCAUCUGUCCAGCCCGGCGGGGACAGGAGCUCAUCUGGAGGAGCAGGACCCAGCCGUGCCCGAGCCCUCCGCCCGAAAAUGCCGCAGCCCUCGCAGCCCCUCUCGCUCCUGGUCCUGCUCGUCCUCGCCGCCACCGCCCGGGGACAGACCAGCACCGGCCCAAAGGUGCUGCAGCCUUGGCUCCUGGGCCUCACGGCCGUCGUCGUCUUCCUCUUCAUCGUCUUCGUGGUGCUGAUCAUUAACCGGUUCUGGAGCGUCAGGAAGCGCAGGAAGCAGAGCGACCACUCGGAGACCACGGGGUCUGACAGGAUGGAGCGCGUCGGCCAAGUCAACUCGGCGGCCGAGGACAGCGACGAGGAGAGCGACGGCAAGAAGGGAUCCAAGGCCACGUCCCUCUGAGCCCCCCUGACCCCACUGCCCACCCCGGGGCGCCGCCGCCGGGCACGGCGCCCUCACCCCGUCCGCGGC
Neopelma chrysocephalum (saffron-crested tyrant-manakin) is the source of this 470-nucleotide messenger RNA. RefSeq names its product small integral membrane protein 24 (gene SMIM24). The coding region runs from base 81 to 401 and encodes 106 amino acids. The transcript has 6 exons. The record is from RefSeq and is a predicted model, not a curated record. Lineage: Eukaryota; Metazoa; Chordata; Aves; Passeriformes; Pipridae.